GCUUGCGGAAGCACGGAGUGGAAUGUCGAUACAUUGUUGUUGUUUUCGUGGCUGACGGACUGACGGACUGACUUUAGUUCACGGUCACCGCUUCGGCUAGACGGCGGGACGCGCAUCCCAUCCAGUGACAGCUGAAGCCUACAGGCAGGAUAUUCCUCCUAAACUCACCGAAAAUCCCGGAGGGAAUUCCGCGUCCACAAGACUUUCAGGGUAUGACGACUCAUUUUAAACCAAACAAAGCAGUAAAGGUGAAGAAGGAGGCGGGUGAGAAUGCGCCGGCACUGAGCGAUGACGAGCUGGUGGCCAUGUCAGUACGCGAACUGAACCAGCACCUGCGCGGCCUCACCAAGGAGGAUGUGGUGCGGCUGAAGCAGCGACGGCGCACGCUCAAGAACCGAGGCUAUGCCGCGAGCUGCCGCAUCAAGCGCGUCACGCAAAAGGAGGAGCUGGAACGCCAGAAGUCGCUGCUGCAACAAGAAGUCGAGAAGCUUGCCCGUGAGAAUGCCAGCAUGCGCCUGGAGCUGGACGCGCUGCGUGCCAAGUAUGAGGCGCUGCAGUGCUUUGCCCGUACCGUGGCAUGCGGCCCACUCACACCUGCCAAGGUGGCCACCACCUCCGUCAUCACCAUUGUCAAGUCAGCCAAUCACGGCUCCGCGUCUCCGCCGUGUUCCGCACCGUCAUAGUGGGAGGGAAGGAAUGAGGAAUUCUUCCAUCUGGUCCAAAUUGGUCCAAAUCUUCCCGUCUAAUUCUCCACAGACUAAAGGGAUGGGAAGGGGAGGCAGGAGACUGCCAUUUUACCAUAACGUCUCUUUUUCAUUUAUUUUUGAUGUUUUGAUGUUAUUUCUCUGUUGUUCCUCCCACAAACUCACACUCAUAUAUAUAUAUAUAUAUAUAUUCACACACGACCCCAUCCACGUCGUCUGUGCACUGUGCUCUAAAGCUCCGGCACCUGCAGCGCUCACCGACCUUCUCGCCUUCUCUCUGACCCAGACUGAGAUUUAGCAGAGAUGCGACUUGCAGACUUUAAGAUUAAGUACUUGAGAUUGAAUGAACCUGCCAUGGCAGUCUGUGAAUGCGCUGAUGCCUGUGGUAUCUUAAUUUACACCAGAGAGUGAAAAACGUACAUUAUCAAUGGAGAAACACCAUCUGCAGUAUAUUCUUGUUACUGAAGUUUAAUGUAAGGAAAAAAAAAAUUGCUUAUACUUGCAAAAAGCUUAAGACCUUUUGUCCUCAGCUUUUGUUAGCCGUAUACGGAUUACGCUCACGCAUAUAGGAUUUCAGGACUAACAUGAAGGGCCAUGGGUUAAACUUCUCAUUAAGUGCACGCAUAAUGGAUGUCCAGAAACUGGUGUUAGACCGAUGAAGUCCUUAAAGCCAUGUUUUCAGGAUAGUUUUAAACCAGUCUUGCACCCAUACACACAUUCACAUGACUUCACAAACCGAGACAAUGAGGAAUCACACGGAACAAGUGACUCAGCAAUUAUUCUAAAGAAUAUUUAGAACAGCACUUAACUUUUACUGUUGAAUUACAGUUUAAUAUAAUAUUAUAAAAGCACUUCCUAAUCACAAUGACACACAGGACUAUUCAGGACAAAGAAAUAAUAGGAUUUAAAAGGCACUUGUCAGUUACAUUGACUACUACUAUUAGCAUAAUAAUAAUCCUAGCAUAAGUAUAACCCUUUAUCACUAACUUCUAUUUCCUGUUAAUAAUCGGCGAAAGACCACCUUUUAUUGUCACAUCACUUCACAAGGAAAGAAUUUAUAGCAAUGCACCUGCUUUCUCAUAUGUUAUGUUUAUAUAUAGAUAUAUAUGUAUAUUUCUUUCCUCGUCAGCGCUAUAACGAAUGGAAGGUGAUCCAUAUUGGAUAUAGAGACGUGAGCUGUCUUGGCAGAAGUAACGCAAGUCCAUUAUUACCUGUAUAUUACAGAUUCGCUUUCGCAUCACGAAUGAAAAAAGCGAGAGUAAUUCCGUCCGUUUAGAAAGCAUUCCUACUGCCAGGUCACCCGAGGUGGCACGGCCAGGUCACCCGAGGUGGCACGGCCAGGUCACGCAAGGUGGCACGGCCAGGUCACGCUAGGUGGCACGGCCAGGUCACGCAAGGUGGCACGGCCAGGUCACGCUAGGUGGCACGGCCAGGUCACGCAAGGUGGCACGGCCAGGUCACGCAAGGUGGCACGGCCAGGUCACGCAAGGUGGCACUGACAGUGUUUGUAACCCUGAUUUAAAUGUUUAUGAAAUCACCAAUAUUUCGAGACAGGCUCUUGGGUAAAAAGACAAUCCUGGUGUUUUACGACGUGACUCAACGUGCAGCGUAUUUUAUUUUUAUGUUAUUGUUGUCAGAAAUAGGUAACGUGAAGCCUACGUGUAAAUGCUUGUUCUGUUGAUUGAUUUCUUAGAGAAAUGAUCCCACGUGCAAUCAGGAUUCUCUCUUACCCAAGUGACUAUGACUGUUCCUUCUUCCCUUAGGGGGAAAAAUAAACUGUGCUGCUGUGUAGGUCGCUGAUAGCCCUGGCUUUGUGGCCUACUGCUGUGCUUUUAGCAUACUUAUCAUUUUGUAUCUCUUCUCAAUGUUUUAUAUGUCCUUCUACAUAUCCGAAUGGUAUUUAGGUUUAUUUUACUCUUGAUCCAGAAGAUUUCCUUUGUAUUUUAUACAUUUUAAUUUGUUGUUUGUUUUUCGGACAUGACCUGCAUAUCUUGCCAGUAGUAUGUUAAAUAAGUUCAGAUAUUUUACACGUCUGCUCUGUGAUCAUUUCUGAUUGGUAUAAAUCGUGAUUACAAAGCCACACGUCUAAUCAGCGCACGUGUCGGUGUCCAUAGUGAUGCGGAGCGCGCGCUUCUCAGACGCUUUCGUGGAUGUAGCCGCUCACGUGACCUGUCUGUAAAGCGCACGUGUCAUUUCGGUAUCUGCCAAGGCAUUGUUGUUGUGACGACUUGCUGACAUUUCAAACUGACUCUAGACACGUGUGCUUACAUCUGACUCGAAGAGAAAAGAAAUGCCAGGACAUUUUCAACCUCUAAACCUUUACUUAUAGUUUUGGAUCAUAAAAAAAAACAACAAAUAAUUCAAAAACCUAGAAAUUCCCCAGCCCAAUGCCUACUUCUUUUUCACUUCCUAUUCCAUAGAAGGAGGUAAUUACCCAAGUUCGUCCUACAAUCGGUUCCUCUUUAUGAAAUUCCAGUUCAAAUUGAAACCCAAAACAAAACCACCACCACCCAGUGACUUGUGCUAACCUCUAACAGGGAGCUCUCAAAAUGCUGUGAACAAAUGCUAGUGAAUCCAAGACGCUGCAUAUCUUAUAUAUUGGAAGAAUGAACCAUUUCUUUUAUGGACCAAGAAUAGAAAUGAACGUAUUUUGUUCAGAACAUGAACCACAUGGAUGAGAUCUUGCAGGCAGAGGUUAAUCUAGAAGACACAGGCUGAGGUUAUUCUAGAAGACGCGGGCUGAGGUUAUUCUAGAAGACGCGGGCUGAGGUUAUUCUAGAAGACGCGGGCUGAGAUUAUUCUAGAAGAUAGAAGCCUUUAUUAUCGCCACAUAUACAUUACAGCACAGUGGAAUUCUUUUCUUCACAUACCCCAACUGAGGAGGUUGGGGUCAGAGUGCAGGGGCAGCUAUGAUACAGCGCCCCUGGAGCAGGGAGGGUUGAGGGCCUUACUCAAGGGCCCAGCAGUGGCAGCUUGGCUGUGCCGGGCCUUGAACCUCUGAUCCUCCGAACAACAACCCAGAGCCUUAACCAGUAGAGCCACCACUGUGCCACGUUACAGGAAACAGGAGACCCUCUGACUCGGUUGCCAGUGUUUAGUUGGCCAGUUUGGAUACAGAGUGUAAUUAGACCAAGGACAUUGAUUAAAAUUGUAACUAUCUGCUAGACAAAAGCGUACUCACGUACCAGGUUCUCCCUAUAGUCCCCUUUUUUAAAAAAAAAUUAUUUCAUGGUCAUAGCAUAAUUGGGAUGCUGUUCUCACUAAGUGGGUACUUUUUUGUUUUGUUUUGUUUGUUUUCCUUCUUUCUCCUAUUCUGCGUAUGCUGUAUGUGGCCUUUUUCUGGCUGAACAAGUUAAAUUAUUCUAUUUUACAUAUCUAUUUUUUUGAAAGUAUAUAUUCUAAACACGCUCAGUCAGUCCUUAAAGCUAUUUACCAUGAACGCACAUAACUUUUAACCAGUGCUCUUGAACACACUUGCCUAUAAACACACAGAGAGAAUCUCAAUAAGAUUAAACACUGCUGCUCCAAACCCCGACCCCUGCGGUCGUCCAUGUUAAGGUCGAACGGAAAGGUAACAGGAAGAAACGGCUAUUAGCGGACAGUAGUUAGCUAUAGUUUCUAAGGAUCUUGAGCUUGAUAUCGCUGAUGUACUGUAGGAAAGGAUAACGCGGCAGAUGGUUUAAACUUCUGACCGCAGACAAAGUUCUGGAAAGUGUCACGAACAGCAGAUUGUACAGUAAACGAGGACAAGAAAGGCAGCAAACUUAGACUUUAAAUAAAAAAAAAACAAACUCAUAUGAUUUACACCAUUACAGUAAUCUGUGUAUAUCUAUUACACUUGAAAUGUUUAUUUAUUUUGAACCUCUAAAUUAUUGUAUUUACAUUCAUUUAUUUACUUUCUGUCGGUCAAUGAACUACCCUCAUGUACAAAUAAACCCGUGCGCAUUUUCCCACUCUG
Molecule: messenger RNA, 4662 nt
Organism: Tachysurus fulvidraco (yellow catfish)
Lineage: Eukaryota; Metazoa; Chordata; Actinopteri; Siluriformes; Bagridae
Gene: mafk
Product: v-maf avian musculoaponeurotic fibrosarcoma oncogene homolog K
Exons: 3
Coding region: 213-683 (156 amino acids)
Biological process (GO): regulation of transcription by RNA polymerase II
Cellular component (GO): nucleus
Molecular function (GO): RNA polymerase II cis-regulatory region sequence-specific DNA binding; DNA-binding transcription factor activity, RNA polymerase II-specific
Source: RefSeq, a predicted model, not a curated record